GGCAUCGGAAGGGGCCUUGUGGCACAUUAUCUUGCCCAGCCAGACACAACUGUUAUCGGUACUGCCCGAGACGUCUCUUCUGCAAAUGCGAAAGAUCUCAUUGAGCUGCCAAAGGGCGAAGGCUCUCGCCUGAUCGUCGUGCGUCUGAGCUCUGAUAGCCCACAGGGCGCGAUAGAGGCUGUAUCGGAGAUCCAGACGCAGCACAGUAUUGGACAUAUUGAUACUGUCAUUGCUAAUGCCGGCAUUUGCAACCACUAUGGACCAGUAGUAGGAAUGACUGACUUCGACGUGCUGACUCACUUUGAAGUAAAUACACUGGGACCGCUCAGACUGUUCAGAGCUGUUGCGCCGCUGCUGCAGAAAGCCAGUACUCCCAAGUUUGCUUAUAUUUCUACGCUCCUGGCGAGUAUCCAUGAAAUUGAACAGAUCCCUUCGUUGACCACCGCGUAUGGAAUGUCGAAGGUGGCUGGAAACUAUCUUAUAAAGAAGAUCGAUGCGGAGAAUCAGUACUUGAUCGCUUUGCCAAUUGAUCCAGGAAUGGUACAGACUGACAUGGGGAGUCGCGCGGCACAAGCCAAUGGGCUAGAGAAGGCUCCGGUGACCGUCCAGGAUACUGUUCUUGGGAUCACCAACCAGGUUGAGGCAGCGACAAAGUCCACCACAUCUGGUCAAUUUGUCAAUUAUAACGGGGAUAGGGUGCGUUGGUAG
This is a messenger RNA of Aspergillus piperis CBS 112811, 708 nucleotides long. Its product is annotated as SDR family oxidoreductase. The transcript is spliced from 3 exons. Lineage: Eukaryota; Fungi; Ascomycota; Eurotiomycetes; Eurotiales; Aspergillaceae. The annotation marks the transcript as partial. The record is from RefSeq and is a predicted model, not a curated record.